AUGAUCAAGACCUGCAUAGCCCGUGCUGGGUCAAAUCCACUCGAUAUUCGCGUCGUUCUCGACGACUACUCGAAGCCCAGAUGUCAUUCUAUCAAGGAAGGCCUCGACUUGAUUAUCCCCGAAAUUGAACGCUGGCGCAGUUUCUCAGUUGAAGCCAAAUACUUCGGCUCUAUGAUGACGGUCUAUAUGGCUAUCCGCCACCAGUAUGCUCCCAUGCUACGACACAUCUCGAUGUCUCUCGAUGAUCCAUAUGGGGUCGAAGGCCUAUGGUAUCAAUCCGAACACUCCUACUUUGGUAUCCUGGGCGGUGGUGCGCCAAAGUUAGACUCCCUCGAGCUGCAUGGAAUUAGCCUCCACUACUGCCAUCCCCCAUUGGAGUCGUUGAAGCGGUUGUCCUUGGACGCACCUUGUGACUCGGAGGCCGGACUUCCGUUGAGCUAUUCGAAGCUUCGGGACGUUCUAGAAACCGCUGCUGGGUUGGAGGAGUUAAGCUUGCAUGGCCGGGUGGUCUGUCAUCAGGAGAGCCGUACCCGAGAGAAGACAGACGCCGUCACACUAUCUCAGCUCCGUCGGCUAGAACUCAGCGCGCCAAAUGGAGAAGCUGCAGACGACCAGUGCGAAUACAUUGAAAGUAUAUGCAAUAUCGUCGACGCGCCUAUGCUCAAGACUUUGUCGACUUCUUUCCUCGGAAAAAUGGACACCGCACAGGCCCUCAACUUCGCUGUCGCACCGGUGGAGUCCAGCCCCGCUCGUCCUUCGACUUCUUCCCCCAUACCUUAUGCUUGCCUUGCCCCUAGCUUCUCGCAUAACUGUUACCAAGUCAACGUUUCGCAGCAAUCCUUCGACACCAUGUCCAAAGCUAGCAGCGUGCUCUUUCCUUGGAUAACCGGUGCCUUGGGUAGCGCCCUGUCCUGCGGUCGCAGUUUGCUCGUAGCUGAUGUCGACGAGCUUCGAGUUCGGAGGAUGUUAGAAGUCGUUACCAAAGCCGGAGAAGGUGGGGAAUCAGGCCAUGCUUGGCCCAGUUUGAAUGAACUCGUUGUGAGGUCAUCAUAA
This is a messenger RNA of Pleurotus ostreatus (oyster mushroom), 1053 nucleotides long. RefSeq lists its product as uncharacterized. The record is from RefSeq and is a predicted model, not a curated record. The transcript has a single exon. NCBI's taxonomy places the organism in Eukaryota, Fungi, Basidiomycota, Agaricomycetes, Agaricales, Pleurotaceae. Bases 1 to 1053 code for a protein of 350 amino acids.